UUAAGGAGGAGCUAAUUAUUUUGGAAAACUUGAAUAUUGUGAUUAUUCAAUUUCAUUUCAAACAAUUUGUGGAUUUUAAAAAUUUGGAUAUUGUGAAUUAUUCGAAGAUUGUUUUUGAAAAUUAUUUAUUGGAGAAGUUUCGUGAAAUUGUUCGAAGUUUCAAAGAUUCGGUGAAGUUUUGUGAUUACGAAUGGAUGAGACAACGAGAAGGAGAUUUCGACAAUUCGAGGCUAGUUAAAUUUUUUACGCGGUUAGACUGAUUUCUAGAUUAGGUGAUUUACUAUAUGGCAACGUCAACCGUGUCAGAACAUCAUGAGACCGUCGAGAAAAAUUCCACGGAGCUUCUUGAUAGAAUUUCCAUGAACAGUUGCCCGCCAAGCAGUUUCCCGGAUAAGUUUCAAGAUUUCUUUGCCGCCCUCAACGAAGAUUCCGACGAUUUGCCAAGCAUGCUCGAGGAUAAGUUAAUACCCAGAAAGCAGGAGGCAUCGAACACCGACUCGAAGAGCAGACGAUGGAGCAAAAGGGCAUUCCAGAGGAGGAGCAGCGAGGUCGAGGUUCGCCUGCACCGUACCUCUUUGACAGGAUCCCAAGGACACUCGAGCGUGGAUGGUCCGAAAUCACCGACCACCUCGAGACGUCGUAGUUCAAGCAUAGCAGUCGCCAGACCAACACCAGACUUGCACAGGAAAUUGGUUGGGCCUUUUUUAAACAACAGUAUCAUACAGUUUCUGCAAGCGGAAACCGGCCCUUGGGGUCAUUUAUCGCCCUCGCCGAGAAGUCCCACCAGAACUCCGGCAAUAAGCCCUGGAGCAGUGUCUGCCUCGUCUCAUUUGAGUCCAGGAGCGAGUCCAGGAGGUCCAAGCCCAACCAGCCCUGCUGGUCCAACGGGAUCUCGAGGUCCAGGGCCAAGACAGUAUCGUGGAAGAACGAGCAGUAUGCCAGCGGUUCCUCGACACAAGCCGAUGCUCGUCGAAACGAAACGCGGUGGCGCUGGUGGAGCCGAUGAGGGUGAGGAGGAUGGGGUGGAAUAUUACAGGCUCAGGUCGUUCUCCAUUACGGCGAACGGGGUCUACAACCUCGGCGAUUCGCUGAAAAGCCGACGAAGCAAAAGUAUCAACAGUGUCACGUCCUCUGGCACCAGCUGCAGCAGCACCAGAGAGGCCAGAUUGAGCUCGGCGUCACAGCUUUCAGGGAUAGAGGCGGAGGAGGACACGAGCAACGAACGAGUGGCCACUUACAAAGUCGGCAUGCUGGGUGCAUCGGGGGUAGGGAAAACCGCCCUUACAGCGCAGUUCACCACCAGCGAUUACAUUUGCGCUUACGACACUUCUCUGGAUGAGGAAUACGGACAGAAAAGCGUAUCCGUAAUGCUCAAUGGCCAAGAAACAGAAUUGGAGAUCAUAGAUCAUCCUGCAGCAGAGAUGUCGGUUGAAACAUUCUGUUCGACAUACAAUCCAGAUGUUUUCGUAGUAGUUUACUCGGUAGUGGACAGACGAAGCUUAAAAAUGGCUGAAGAGACGUUGCUCUAUCUAUGGAAGAGCGAUUACAUGGCUAGCCGUGGUGUUAUUCUUGUUGGGAACAAAGUUGAUCUGGAACGGAAACGUGAGGUUCCAUCUGUCGUUGGUCGACGUAUGGCAAACAAUUGUGGUUGUAAAUUCAUCGAAACAUCAUCAGGACUUGCCCAUCACGUAGACGAGCUGCUGGUCGGCAUUCUGGCGCAAAUUAAGUUGAAUCCUCAACGAGAUCGAGACCAAGCAAACAGACGAAGAAGAAGCAAGCAUCGCAGGAGGAUUCUGAAACACCUGUUGGGUUUUAAGAGGAAAACGAAAAGCUGCGAGGACUUGUUCGUUCUCUAACGUUUCCCUGGUUUGAAAUAAUGACGUAAAGAUUCGUCAAUCGUAUUGUUUCUUAUUUAUUUUCUUCUUUUUCUUUUUUUACCUACAGUUGAUUUAAUGUAUAGCAGAAGAGAGAUAAAAUUUGGAGAAAACUGGAUAUAAAUUGAGAUAAAUAUUAAAAUUUAAAGAAUUUAAAAUUUAGAUUUAAAUUUUGACACGUUAUAUCAGUCGGAUAGCAAAAUAUAAUUUUCCACAUAAAAUUAUGUGUGUGAAGUGUUUCUUAAAGAAAUUUCUUAGAUUUUUUGAAAAGAUAUCUUAUCAGGGUUCGCUAUAUCUUGUUUUUUUUUUAUCAAUAUUUGAAUAUUUCCAUUAUUAUAAUUUCUUUGUUUUCCAAAAAUUUGAACGAAUCUUAAAGAGUAUCAUUUAUUGGAGGAUAGAUUGUAUUUUUUUCAAAGUGGAUGGGGAGGAAUUCCAGAUAUUUUUAAGGAGUGAAUUCGUAUGUUUUAAAUCGAUUCGAGUAUAUCGAAAUCGAUAUGAAUAAAUUGAACAAAAAAAUAUCUUCAUUGACAUGAAUCUGAAAAAUUAGGGAAAAAUUAUACAUGUGUAUAUAUUUAUAUAUUUUUAAUUUUAAAUAUCAAUCCGAUUUCAAAUGGAAAACACGAUUGAGAAAAUAUAAAUUUAUAUAAAUACACUUGAUGCAGAUUUUCUGCAUGAUUUAUCGAAUGAAUGAAUGUUGUAGCAAAUUUUGUUUUUACUAUUAGAUACCUUGUGAAACAGUAUUAUAAUAUUGGGAUAAAAAUUUUCAAGAUACGAUUUAAGAAUUAGGAAUUAAGGAAAUGAAGUUUAUGAUACCAUAUCAGAGGUGUAUAUAAACUUUAUUCUUAAUGCAAAUUAAAUUACUUCGGCAUUGAUUAUUUCAUAUGUUCAUUGUAUAUUUAUUUUAAAAAAGAAAUUAUGUUGAAGAUUUUAGUUUAAUGGAAGACGAAAAUGAGGAAAUAAAAAUCAUA
Molecule: messenger RNA, 2842 nt
Organism: Apis florea (little honeybee)
Lineage: Eukaryota; Metazoa; Arthropoda; Insecta; Hymenoptera; Apidae
Cellular component (GO): plasma membrane
Molecular function (GO): GTP binding; calcium channel regulator activity; GTPase activity
Source: RefSeq, a predicted model, not a curated record